AUGAUUAUCAAGAUUUCGGCAAUAGCACUCGCGGUGUGUGCUGUAUCAGCCCUGAUAGCAGAUGACAUCCCGGCAGAUACGCCUGUGACCUCUCUUCUUGCAUCCGCUCAGAACCAUCUUUCCCGGGGCGAGACGGGCGACGCACUCGCUUACUACGAUGCCGCCAUUGCGCGCGAUCCAACAAACUACCUUACGUACUUUAAGCGAGCAACCACUUACCUUAGCCUUGGCCGCGCACCUCAGGCCACCGAUGACUUCAACACCGCCUUGUCUAUACGACCUGGGUUUGAGGCUGCUCAUGUCCAAUUGGGGAAGAUCAAGCAACGUGUGGCUGACUGGAACGGAGCCCGCGACCAAUUGAGGCGAGCCAAAGAUGCACCAGAUGCUGCGGAACUUUUGGCUGCUGUGGACGACGCCGAAAAUGCUGCUUGGGCGGCGGAGGCGGCGGAAGCGAAGAGCGACUGGGAGGAGUGUGUUAACCAAGCCAACAUGGCGAUAAUGGUGGCCACGAGGGCUGCUUCUUUACGACGUAUUCGCGCCCACUGCCGGUUUGCCCGGGGUGAGGUUGAGGAGGGCGUUGGCGAUCUACAGCAUGUGCUUCAUUUGAAGCCGGGCGAUGUCUCGCCAUUCCUUGUUAUCUCAGCCAUCAACUUUUACGCCCUCGGUGACCUUGAGAAAGGCAUGUCGCAUUUGGACGCUGAACAGUAUGAAGCGGCUAUAGAGACACUGAAGAAGGCCAAGGAGGCUCGUGUCGACCAGUCCGAUUAUAUCAACACGCUGAUCAACGAGGCCGACGUUCUGCUGAGGCGGAGCAAGAUCAAGGACUAUUAUAAAGUUAUAGGGGUGGCACGUGAUGCCGAUGACAGACAGAUCAAAGCAGCCUACCGCAGGCUUUCUAAGCUUCACCACCCCGAUAAGGCAGCUAAGCAGGGCUUGACGAAAGAAGCCGCAGAGAAGAAAAUGGCCGAAAUUAACGAGGCUUACGAAGUCCUGAGUGACCCUGAGCUUCGUGCGCGUUUCGACCGAGGCGACGACCCGAAUUCUAAGGGGCAGCAGAACCCGUUCCAGGGCAGUCCCUUUGGUGGACAGCAGUUUAUGUUCCAACAGGGUGGUGGGCAGCAAUUUAAAUUCCAAUUCGGACCUGGUGGCGGCGGCGGCGGGUUUCCGUUUGGGAAAUAA
Molecule: messenger RNA, 1179 nt
Organism: Sporothrix brasiliensis 5110
Lineage: Eukaryota; Fungi; Ascomycota; Sordariomycetes; Ophiostomatales; Ophiostomataceae
Product: and tpr domain containing protein
Exons: 2
Coding region: 1-1179 (392 amino acids)
Biological process (GO): protein folding in endoplasmic reticulum
Cellular component (GO): endoplasmic reticulum
Molecular function (GO): misfolded protein binding; protein-folding chaperone binding
Source: RefSeq, a predicted model, not a curated record